AUGGUUAGGACCAGAGGAUUAGGUCGUGCCUUAGGUCACGUUACUGGUAAAGGUGUGGGCAGAGGAGAUCGUGAUGAUUCCGAUGAUGCUUCGCAGCGUCGACGGCCUACCGCAUCCGCACGGAGGCAGCGAAUCAUUGUGACUGCAGCGCACGAUGAGCUAGUGGUCCCUGCGCCAGAUGUUGAGGCUGAUGUAUUUCCGGAUGACCCGAUGGAACCAGCUGAUGUCGAGGACAUUGUGGCAGACAUUCCUGCGGACACGGCGCGGAGGCUGCUGAGGAUGAGCAUGAGGGAUUUUCGGGAGCGUCCUGAGUUGAAGUUAUCCUCUCACGGGAGGAAGGUCCAUAGUUUAGGCAGGCUUGUCCCUGCCAUUGAGGGACUCGUUGCUGGGACAGGAUUAAGUCCUUUGAUCGCAUGUUCGGUAGACACUGGCGAUCGGGGACUUUUGUCCUCGUUUGUAGAACGGUGGCACCGGGAGACGUCUAGUUUCCAUCUCCCGGUGGGAGAGCUCACGAUCACGCUGGACGACGUCUCCUCGCUUCUCCAUCUGCCUGUGGUUGGUGACUUGCACGUCUUUCAGCUCUUGCACGUGGACGAUGCUGUUCAGAUGCUGGUGGACUUAUUGAUGGUCUUUGCAGAGUCUGCUAUGGCUGAGACAGCCUAA
This is a messenger RNA of Glycine soja, 663 nucleotides long. RefSeq names its product protein MAIN-LIKE 1-like. The record is from RefSeq and is a predicted model, not a curated record. The transcript has 2 exons. Lineage: Eukaryota; Viridiplantae; Streptophyta; Magnoliopsida; Fabales; Fabaceae. Gene Ontology annotation, biological process: meristem maintenance; meristem development. The coding region runs from base 1 to 663 and encodes 220 amino acids.